AGCGGGAUUCCUGGGAAGAAGUGUGGUACCAUCAUCUUCACAGCCGAGGAGCUCAGUAACUGCAGAGACAUAGCCACUAUGCAGUUUUGUGCAAACAAGUUGGAUAAAAAGGAUUUCUUUGGCAAGUCUGAUCCUUUCCUUGUCUUCUACCGGAGCAACGAGGAUGGCACGUUUACGAUCUGCCAUAAGACUGAGGUGAUCAAGAACAACCUGAACCCUGUCUGGCAGUCAUUUACUAUCCCUGUUCGAGCACUUUGUAAUGGAGACUAUGACAGGACAGUAAAGGUGGACGUUUACGAUUGGGAUAGGGAUGGGAGUCAUGACUUUAUUGGAGAGUUCACCACCAGCUACAGAGAACUCUCCAGAGGCCAAAGCCAGUUCAACGUCUAUGAGGUUUUGAAUCCCAAAAAGAAAGGCAAGAAGAAGAAAUACGUCAAUUCAGGGACGGUGACGCUGCUGUCUUUCAAAGUGGAGUCAGAACACACGUUUGUCGACUUCAUCAGAGGAGGGACACAACUCAACUUCACUGUGGCCAUAGACUUCACAGCAUCCAAUGGUAACCCGUCCCAGCCCACAUCUUUGCACUAUAUGAGUCCAUACCAGAUGAAUGCAUAUGCCAUGGCCCUGAAGGCUGUGGGGGAAAUUAUCCAGGACUAUGACAGUGACAAACUCUUCCCUGCAUACGGCUUUGGAGCUAAACUUCCCCCAGAUGGCAAGAUCUCCCACGCCUUUCCACUGAACUUUAACACAGAGAACCCAAACUGUGUUGGGAUUGAAGGUGUACUAGAGGCGUACUUUCAGAGCCUGCGAACUGUUCAGCUGUAUGGCCCAACCAACUUUGCUCCUGUCAUCAACCAAGUGGCUCGGUGUGCUGCAGAAGUGACUGAUGGCUCACAGUACUUUGUGCUGCUGAUGAUCACAGAUGGUGUCAUCUCGGACAUGGCUCAGACCAAAGAGGCAGUGGUCAAUGCAGCCUCCCUGCCAAUGUCUAUCAUCAUAGUAGGAGUGGGCCCUGCUGAGUUUGAUGAAAACUACUGA
This is a messenger RNA of Archocentrus centrarchus (flier cichlid), 1038 nucleotides long. Its product is annotated as copine-9-like. Gene Ontology annotation, cellular component: plasma membrane. Gene Ontology annotation, molecular function: calcium-dependent phospholipid binding. The record is from RefSeq and is a predicted model, not a curated record. The transcript has 13 exons. Lineage: Eukaryota; Metazoa; Chordata; Actinopteri; Cichliformes; Cichlidae. Bases 79 to 1038 code for a protein of 319 amino acids. Gene Ontology annotation, biological process: cellular response to calcium ion.